Molecule: messenger RNA, 2677 nt
Organism: Octodon degus (degu)
Lineage: Eukaryota; Metazoa; Chordata; Mammalia; Rodentia; Octodontidae
Gene: Stom
Product: stomatin
Exons: 7
Coding region: 113-964 (283 amino acids)
Cellular component (GO): plasma membrane
Source: RefSeq, a predicted model, not a curated record
CAGCUAGGCUCUCCAGCUGCAAGUCGGCUAGCAUACUCCUACAUUCCCCAGGAUUCGGCUUCAGCGACAGCCAGCGCCAGCGGCAGAAGAGCGGGACUCCGGCUCGCACAGCAUGGAGAAGCGGCACACAGACGACACCCAAGCCCGGCGGCUGCCCGACUCCCUCAAGGAUAGCCCCCGUACGGGCCUUGGCGUCUGCGGAUGGAUUUUGGUGGUCACCUCGUUCCUGUUCACACUUAUAACUUUCCCAAUAUCAAUAUGGAUGUGCAUAAAGAUUAUAAAGGAGUAUGAAAGAGCCAUCAUCUUUAGGCUGGGUCGCAUCUUACAAGGAGGAGCCAAAGGGCCUGGCUUGUUUUUUAUUCUGCCUUGCACUGACAGCUUCAUCAAAGUGGACAUGAGGACCAUUUCUUUUGACAUUCCUCCUCAGGAGGUCCUCACGAAGGAUUCAGUGACCAUCAGUGUGGAUGGUGUGGUCUAUUACCGCGUUCAGAAUGCGACCCUGGCUGUGGCAAACAUCACCAACGCCGACUCAGCGACCCGCCUUCUGGCACAAACUACUCUCAGGAAUGUUCUGGGCACCAAGAACCUUUCCCAGAUCCUUUCUGACAGGGAAGAAAUUGCUCACAACAUGCAGAACACGCUGGAUGAUGCCACCGACGACUGGGGAAUAAAGGUGGAACGUGUGGAAAUUAAGGACGUGAAGCUGCCCACACAGCUCCAGAGAGCGAUGGCUGCAGAGGCGGAAGCUUCCCGGGAGGCCCGAGCCAAGGUUAUUGCGGCGGAGGGAGAAAUGAAUGCAUCCAGAGCUCUGAAAGAAGCUUCUAUGGUUAUCACCGAGUCUCCUGCAGCCCUUCAGCUUCGGUACCUUCAGACGCUGACCACCAUUGCAGCUGAGAAAAACUCCACGAUUGUCUUCCCUCUGCCUAUAGAUAUGUUGCAAGGCAUCAUGGGGGCAAAACACUGAGCCGUGGAGGCCAGCGUGGAGAUGAGCUAUCCACAUCUGAAGAAGUAGGGGACCAAGUUAGCUUUCAGCUCACAAGGAGAGAAAGAGUAGAGCAGGGUACCUUGAAUAGCCUCCCUCCCCUUUUCUUAUAUGCUGAGGUUUUUAGACUGUGUAGUGAUCCUAGAAACAGUGAAAGCAAUCUUUAGCUUGUAAAUAGUGAGAGGAAGAGAGAGGUUGGUGAUAUAUGUAUAAGAGAAUUUCCCACUCUUUAAAAUAUUUAAGGGUUUGUAUUUCAGAGCAUCCUGGAAUAGGUUAAAUCCCUCCUCUUUUGACUUCUGUUGAGUCAUUCUGAACCUGUCUCCAGCAGCCGGAACAAGACAAGAACACAGGUUAACACUCCCACCUGCCACCUUACACUAAGGCCAGCUCCUCUGGGCCAUCCGUGCCUUACCUCCAGGGAGUCUUAAUGAAGGACCUUCCCCUGGUGUCUGCCUACUUUAUAAACUCAGACCUCACCAAGCAGGAGGUGUCUUCUUGUUGUACCUGUUAGUCAAAAACAAAUGAUCAGGAUCUAUGGAGAAGAUAUCGUAACCCUUUGAUGACUUUUAAAUUCACCAUUGUGAUGGUCAUUGUGAAAAUAAUUUAAUUGAUGCUUUUUUUUUUUUUUUUUGGUAACUCCUUUGAGCCUCCUGAAGGAGGAAAAAGCUCCUCUGUGGUCUGUCUUUCAAACCAGCUAACUACUUACCACAAAAGUGCUUCUUCUAACUUUUGCCUAUUUUCAUAUAUUUCACAUAUCAAGUUUUCACUUUUUAAUAAAAAUUUAAUAAAAAUUUCUCUAAGUACUAUAAACAAUUAUAUACUUAUUUGAAUAGCUGAAGGAUUGAAAGACUUUUUAAAAAUACCUUCCAAAAACCCAUUGCAUGUUAUGGUCUACAUGCUGUUAACUAUUGUCCUCUGAGAAAUAAUCCCAUUCAUGAAGAGCUGUAACAUCAAAGGACCACGGGGCAGCACUGUUGCACUUAGGGUACCUGGGCGAGCUGUAGAGCACUCAGUUUGCUUCAUUGUCCUCUUCCUCCUGUGUAUGCUGAGGCUGUGGAAAGAAGGUUCCUUGCACCCUAGCUUCUUAGCCUGUAAUAGUAGGAAGCAUUUUGUUUUUCAAAUGUCUAUGAACUGGAGCGACCUGAUACUCUACUGGCGAGGAAAGCUAGUUGUUGACAUUUAUAAUAUCUUCUUUGAGCCUCUCAGUUUACCUGGAGAAGUCUAAAAAUAACAACUUCUUUUCCGGGCACCUGUCUUCAUCUCAGCCCUUAGCCGAGGCACUGUCAACCCCAGUGCGUAAUGUCCUUUCCACUGUUUCCUAUUUCCAAGCUUAUUUUAGAAAACUUUGAACCACAUUCUAUCCAGGCUACUCAGUUUGUUUAGAGGUGUAUGGACGGUUUCAGCUCAGGACUCAAGUUGCAUUUGCAUUUUGAAUGUUAAAAUGAUGGAUUUUGUCUGUUGACCCAGGACCCCAGGGGACCAGAAAAUUGCAUGAAAAUCUCUUCUCUGAUGUUGAAUGUCAGUGAUUUUGGUUCCAUAAGUUUCCUCUCAUCCUUUUGCUGCCUUGUGAAUUCACAGGUACAGUUAAAUCACUUGGGAGAAGAAAAGCCUAGGAGGAGCCCUGGGGUGAGAGUACAAGAGUGUUUCCCGCAGCUUCCCCUUCUGACCAUGUACAUAAUAAAAUGUGUGCUGUAA